AUGCUAGAUGUUGUUAUAAUCGGAGCCGGGCUCUCCGGGCUUCAAGCGGCUCUAUCAUGCAAAGAGGCCGGGUUGUCGCUCAAGGUUCUCGAAGCCAGAGAUCGAGUGGGUGGAAAGACAUGGUCCAUACCCUUGAAGUCCGGAUGCGGCAAAAUGGAACUUGGGGCAGCUUGGAUCAACCCACACAAGCAGCACCGUGUCGGGCGAUAUGCGCGCCAUUUCAACUUGCACACGGUGAAGCAACGUGUAGUUGGUAAAGCUGUUAUGCAGACUAAGGACGGAAGACGCUUUGAGCAUCCGUUUGGAACGACUCCAGGUGCCUCGGAGGAGGAGCGGAAAGACCUCGAACGCGUGCGAGACCAUAUAUCAGCCAUUUCUCUCAAGCCGGCCGACCUAUCGCAAUUAGAAGAUGAUAAGGCCACAGUUGACGAAUAUGUUCGCAAUCUCGAUGCACUUCCAUCGACCCUCUUAAUGGCAAACCUCUGGACUCAAGUCAUGCAUGGAGUUGAGUCUACGGAAGAAUCUGCGGCUUUCUUCAUGGACUACUGUCGACACGUCGGGGGCUUUCCGGUCAUUCGCGCGGAUGACGAGACUGGCGGCAACUAUCUGCGCAUCAUCGAAGGCACCUUACAAAUAGCCAACGGUAUUGCUGCUCUUCUCGGCCAUGCGAAUAUACAACUAUCUUCUCCUGUUUCAUCCGUCAAGCAGCAGCGCCAGCAUGUCGAGGUAACAACAGUGGAAGGCAGAAAGAUCCUUGCGCGCAGAUGCAUCAUGUCGAUACCCAGUGCAAUGUUCCGAACAAUUGACAUCUUCCCGUCUUUACCCAAAGGCUUUGAAUCGAUCGCUAACGCAUCUCGACUGGGGGAUUACACCAAAGUAGUGGUCUGUUAUAACACUCCCUGGUGGCGUGAAAUGGGAUUCAAUGGAAUCUUCAACAGUUUCGUUGGCCCUGUCAGCUCUGGCCGCGACACCUGCAUUGAGGAAACCAAAACAUACUGCAUCACCUGCUUCGUCAAUGGCGAGAACUCGAGACGAUGGAGCCGACUCUCUCUCGAGGACCGGAAAAAUGCGAUCUUGAAGCAGCUGGCAAGCAUCUUUAAUGUCGGUCCUGACCAUGAGGUAUACCGCCCACUUGAGGUGCAAGAGCAAAUCUGGAAGAACGAGCAAUAUAGUCACGGCGCUUUAACACCAAUUCCAGCCCUCGGCCACUAUACCCGGCACGCCGAUGUCUACGGCAAGUCUUUUCAAAACAUGCAUUUCGUCGGAACAGAGUACUCGCGGGAGUGGAAGGGAUAUAUGGAAGGGGCGUUGUGCUCAGGUGAGCAGGGCGCUGCCGAAGUCAUCGCGCUGCUUAAGCAAACGAAGGCUCUGGCGAGCGCGAAACUAUAG
Messenger RNA from Exophiala bonariae, 1389 nucleotides. RefSeq lists its product as uncharacterized. Gene Ontology annotation, molecular function: oxidoreductase activity. The transcript has 3 exons. The coding region runs from base 1 to 1389 and encodes 462 amino acids. The record is from RefSeq and is a predicted model, not a curated record. NCBI's taxonomy places the organism in Eukaryota, Fungi, Ascomycota, Eurotiomycetes, Chaetothyriales, Herpotrichiellaceae.